AGCCCACUGUAAGAAGAAAAACUCUGAAUCUGAGCCGUCCACCUCUUCAUCCAACGGUGCGUACCAUCACAGUCCUCGUACUUAUCACUCCCCGUUUUCUUCCUUCACUGUUCAGUGCACUAACAAACACUCUCUCUAAAACCCCGUCUUCAGUGAUGACCUUUUUCCAUCUGAUCAACUUAAAUUGAUGCUCUGCCCGUCCGAAACUAGCUUAAAUAUUUAAACUAUUACAAGUUCUGGACAUAAAAUUUAAUUUAAGUAGAUCCAUAUUUUUGCGCUACAUUUGGAGUUUUGGAGGUAUAAUUUUAUGUCAAUGUUGUAUAUGCAAUGAUUAGUAAUAAUUAUUCAAAAAUGAUAUCGGAAUCAAUGGUAGGAGGAAGCAACGAUUAUAGAAGGCAGAAUGAUGGAGAGAGAGGGCAUACCAUGUUCCGAAGUGAUUCUGCUCCGCCGACUGUUGAAGGUGUUUCAGAAGAGGAAUUAAGGAGUGAUCCAGCCUACAUUGCUUACUACCGCUCCAAUGUGAACCUUAACCCUCGCCUUCCGCCACCUCUUCUCUCCAAAGAUGUCUGCCGCUUUGCCCACCGUCUGCCAUUAGGAGAUACCAGAAAAUUAGAUGACAAGAACGAAUGGCGCGGAGGAGAUGGACUUAUUGGAUUACGUGGCCUCGGAUUAGGAAGCCACCAGAAAAGCGUGGCUGAGAUGAUUCAGGAUGGUGUGAAUCACACAACAUCUACUUCGAGGCAUUCAUCUCGGCCAGCUAGCCGUGCAUUUGAUGAUGUGGUAGAUCCUUCUGAGUCCCAAUUUGCUCAUCUUCAUCGCGAGUUGGCAUCUUUGGAUGCAUUACAUUCUCAGGCAAAGAUUCAAGGCACAUCUGCACUCCAAAAAGUCAACACAUCAGGCUCUCAAUCUUAUGCUUCUGCUUUGGGUGCAUCAUUGUCACAAAGUACCACCUCUGACCCUCAGCUUGUAGCUAGACCUAGUCCUCGUAUUCCUUCUGCUGGAGGAGGGAGGAUAAGCUCACUAGACAAAAGAAACCUAGAUGUCCCUAACGCAUCAGAAAACAUUUCAUCUAAUAUGGGGGAGCAUGCUGAUCUGGUAACUGCAUUUUCUGGCAUGGGUCUGUCAGUGAAUGGUAUGGGAGAUGAACGAAAAUAUCAAAAUGCUCAAACUCAUAAUGAGAUUGACUAUCAUCAGAACCUCUUUCAUUUGCAGAAGGAUCAAAAUCCUAUGAAGCAGCAUUCCUAUUCGAACAAGUCUGAAUCAGUUCAGUUUCAUAGAUCUGCAUGUUCCUCUGCCCCUUCAUACUUGAAAGGGCUUUCUACCCCAACUCUCAGUAGUGGAGGAAGUUCACCAUCUCAAUAUCCAACUGUUGAUAGUCCUAAUUCAAUGUUUUCUCCAUAUGUUUUAGGAGGUUAUGGUAUGAACCCUUCAUCACCACCGAUGUCGGAAAACCAACUUGGUGGUGGUAAUUUUCCUUCAGUUUUUGAAAAUAUUGCUGCUGGGGCAGCAAUGAGUGCCUGUGGAAUUGAUCCUAGAGCAAUUGGAGGAGGCCUGAAUUUGGGUCCUAAUCUGUUGGCUGUUGCUGCUGAAUUGCAGAACAUUAAUAGACUUGGUAAUCAAACCUCAGGUGGUUCGCUGCAAUUGCGUCAGAUGGAUCCCAUGCACCUUCAAUACUUGAGAUCAACCGAGUAUCUUGCUGCUCAGCUAUCAGCUGUCAAUGACCCAACUGUUAACAGGGAAUCUCUAGGCAAUUCCUACAUGGAUUUGCUCGAGCUUCAGAAAGCAUAUAUUGGGGAGCUGCUUGUGUCUCAAAAAUCACAGUAUGGUUUUCCUUGUCUUGGAAAAUCUGGUGGCUUCAAUAAUGGUUUCUAUGGUAAUCUAGCUCUUGGUGUUAAUAUGUCGUAUCCUGGAAGUCCUUUGGCUGGUGCAGCACUUCAGAAUCUCCCCUUUGGGCCUGGUAGUCCAGUGAGAUAUGGGGAACCGAACAUACAUUUUCCUUUAGGAAUGAGGAACUUAUCUGGUGUAAUGGGAGCUUGGCAUUCUGACUCUGGUUCUAACUCGGGAGAAAGGUUUGCUUCUUCGUUAUUAGAUGAGUUUAAGAGCAACAAAAGCAAGUGUUUUGAGUUGUCGGAGAUUGAAGGCCAUGUUGUGGAGUUCAGCGCGGACCAGUACGGAAGCAGGUUCAUUCAACAGAAAUUGGAGACUGCUACCACAGAGGAGAAGAACAUGGUCUUCUGUGAGAUUAUGCCACAAGCUCUCUCAUUGAUGACUGAUGUGUUCGGUAAUUAUGUGAUCCAAAAGUUUUUUGAACAUGGAAGUGCAUCGCAGAUUAGAGAACUAGCUGACCAGCUCAAUGGGCAUGUACUAACACUUUCUCUUCAAAUGUAUGGUUGCCGAGUGAUCCAGAAGGCCGUAGAGGUGGUAGAUCUGGAUCAGCAAACCAAAAUGGUAAGAGAGCUUGAUGGUCAUACUAUGCGCUGUGUUAGAGAUCAGAAUGGGAAUCAUGUUAUCCAGAAGUGUAUCGAAUGCAUUCCAGAGGAUGCCAUCCAGUUUAUCGUUUCCACAUUUUAUGAUCAAGUUGUGACAUUGUCCACCCAUCCAUAUGGAUGUCGGGUGAUACAGAGAGUCUUGGAACAUUGCCAUAAUCCUGAAACACAGAACAUUGUGAUGAAGGAGAUUUUGCAAUCUAUUUGCAUGCUGGCGCAAGAUCAAUAUGGGAAUUAUGUCGUUCAGCAUGUUUUGGAACAUGGAAAGCCAGAGGAGCGCACUUCUAUAAUUAAUAAGCUGACGGGGCAGAUAGUUCAGUUGAGCCAGCAGAAAUUUGCCUCAAAUGUUGUAGAGAAGUGUUUAACCUUUGGAACUCCUGAAGAACGCCAAACCUUGGUGGAUGAGAUCCUUGGCUCCGAAGAUGAAAAUGGUCCUCUUCAGGUGAUGAUGAAAGAUCAGUUUGCAAACUAUGUAGUACAGAAAGUGCUGGAGACGUGUGAUGACCAGCAGCUUGAACUAAUUCUCAACCGAAUUAGGAUUCAUCUAAAUGCUCUGAAGAAAUAUACCUAUGGAAAACACAUAGUUGCCCGUGUAGAGAAACUAGUUGCUGCUGGAGAGAGGAGGAUCAGCUUUCUGGCUUCGUAUUCUGCUUAGAUGGCAUAGGAAGGAAACUGUACAGCUAACUGAGGCCAGGUUGAGUGUCCUUGUCUUUGUUCUGUUGUCUUAGAUUUGGCUCUACCUGUUACCGUGGAGCAUGUUAAAAAAAUAAAAAUGUUUGUAAUACUUGAGUUGUACAUUAUUAGUUUGAGGUAUACCUAGAGUUGGGUUAGCCAUUCGGUGAGGCCCAGAUGGUAAACAUACCUGAGAUAAAAGUAACUGUACAAGGGUGUAAAAAGUAAACUGUAGAGGUCUGUUCGUGACUGCUGCCAUGUGCAGAGCACAUGUUUUUUAGGUUAACAUCAUGUCUUCCAAAUGUAUGGGUAAUUAAUUAUUUUCCUUUAAAUAAAAGAAACCUUUUCUUCUAAA
Messenger RNA from Lycium ferocissimum, 3513 nucleotides. RefSeq names its product pumilio homolog 1-like. Gene Ontology annotation, molecular function: mRNA binding. Bases 328 to 3141 code for a protein of 937 amino acids. NCBI's taxonomy places the organism in Eukaryota, Viridiplantae, Streptophyta, Magnoliopsida, Solanales, Solanaceae. The transcript has 9 exons. Gene Ontology annotation, cellular component: cytoplasm. Gene Ontology annotation, biological process: post-transcriptional regulation of gene expression. The record is from RefSeq and is a predicted model, not a curated record.